AUGCCUUUUGUGAAGCGAACGAUCCAGCCUAUUAAAAUCGGCUCUUUGCUGACGACUGGUUCACUAAUCCAAACUAACAACAAAACCAGACACCAGUCAGUGAACAAUGAGUUGGAGCAGGUAACUGUAACAUCCCUAAUUGACGUGAUGAGGCAGUUGAGUUGUCUCAGUCUUCACGUGCAGGAUAUGUUUGGGGAACUUCAGAGGGAGACUACGAUCAUUUUUGAGAGGACCAUGCAGCUCAACAGGAAAGUUGAGUCGCUGAGGAAGGAGAUUGGACAACUGAACCCUAUCGUUGAAGAAGUCUCCCUACAUGAUAUCAACCUCAGAAAGCCGUUCAAGUUUUCCACAUGGAAAGAUCAGCAGAUUGUGACGCACAGCACAAGACCGCAAUGCAUAUCGUACGUGUACAGCGCAUGUGACCCUCCACCACUUCUGCAGCUCCUCAACACAUGCAGAUCGGAUGGGAAGGACAGCUUGAAGUUUUACACAGACCCAAGUUACUUCUUUGAUUUGUGGUGCCAGGCUAUGCAAAAGGAAUCCAAAACUCAAAUGAAACGACACAAGAAGCACAAG
Helobdella robusta is the source of this 576-nucleotide messenger RNA. RefSeq lists its product as hypothetical. Gene Ontology annotation, molecular function: protein kinase A regulatory subunit binding; Arp2/3 complex binding. Gene Ontology annotation, cellular component: SCAR complex; cytoskeleton. The record is from RefSeq and is a predicted model, not a curated record. The transcript is spliced from 4 exons. Lineage: Eukaryota; Metazoa; Annelida; Clitellata; Rhynchobdellida; Glossiphoniidae. The annotation marks the transcript as partial. Gene Ontology annotation, biological process: actin cytoskeleton organization; positive regulation of Arp2/3 complex-mediated actin nucleation.